UUGUGCGCGCCUCGUUGGGACUUGCCGCGUGGUCCGAAUCAUACACGUGGCGGUCAUCCACGCCCCCUCCCUGGUUAUGGCUGACCAGUAAUAAAGCCUCACGACUUCUGCUGGUGGGAGGUUACGCAAGAGAAUGAUGUCGUCUCCUCUUGCCGAUUCUCGUGCAUAAUACCCUGAGACAGGCCAGGACAGGCCAACUCUGCAGCCUGUGCGUUCAGCAGAGGCUGCAGGUGGCAGCGUUGCCCGCACGCAGGUUUGUCAGAUAGGGCCACAACCAGCUGUGAGUUGUUGUUGCCUGCAGGCAGGUCUCAGCAAUAGAACCAGAUACCUUGCCUCUGUCUUCACGUCAGGAGGCAUCCGGGCUGCUGCCAAGCUGACGUGAAGUGCGGCCUUUGCGCUCGUGGGCCUCGAUCGUCAGUUCUGACUGCAGCAGAAUCUGAGCAAUGGUCUACCUUUCCCACAGAGCGCUGCAGCUGCCGCCCCUGGCGACUACGCGUUCCGUUCUUCUCUUUCGUGGCGCCCAUGGUUCUGCUGGCUGUGGCGGUUUGGCGAGAAUGUCUCCGGUCUCAGAAAAGAUAUGGUGGUGGAAGCGGACGACUUGCGAGCGCAAGGUCUGCAGGAGUAAUCUGACUCGGAGGCAUUCUCGAAGACGAUCGCAGGGAUCGGAUGAAAGACGACGGACUGUUCUGAUGCGAUCGAAGUCAGUGGUUGGUCACGACGGCGACAACUGUCUUGUUGGUAGUUGUUAUCAUCAUCAUCAUCAGCAGCAGCAGUGCCAGAGCAGCAUUCUCUGGCUUCUGACGUCUGCGUGCAAUCACACUUAUGGCAUUGGCAGAGGAUCAGAUAGAUGUGUACUUAGCAAGUCGAACAGCUGUGUGCCAAGCUGGCAUUUGGCCGAACGUAUGGCCUCUCCUCGAGUCCGGGGGCACCUGCCUGCUGCAGCAAAGCCCUCUCGUGGCAUCGGUGAAGCUGGCGCACAUGGGAUCGACUCAGCGCAUGAGUUAGAAUCCGAAGCGCGAUCGGAAUUAGAACAAGACGGCGACGAAGAAGAAGAAGGAGAAGCAGAUGUGUGUUUUGGCAUAUAUGCCUAUGAUAUGGACAGAGAGGACCAUUUGGAUGACUACGACGACCUCACCGGGUACCGAGGGCUGGUUCUUGAUGUGUCCUACAAUUCCACAACCUCUUCACUGUGGACCUCGCCCCACUACACAACACUCUGGAUGCAUUUGGACGCUUUCUGGACCCGAUACCUUCGCGAUGUUGGACUCGCUGAUGUACUACAUUACUACGAUCAGUUCAUAAAGUCCCCCAACGCCUCAUUUCCUCUACCUGCAGUUCUUAAGGUGAAUAGAUUUGUGGCUCCUAAGGCAAGCAGGAGAAAAAUAAAGCCUAUCGCUAGCCGGUCUAACAUUCUACUGAGGGAUCAGUACAAAUGCCAGUAUUGUGGUGCCCGCGAGAACCUGACAAUUGAUCAUGUGCUGGCGACAUCGCGAGGAGGCAAGUGGAGUUGGGAGAAUCUGGUAACCGCAUGCCAGAGGUGUAAUACGAGGAAAGGAGAUAAAACCCCAGCUGAAGCCGGGAUGAAGCUUCAAAAGCAGCCAAUGGAGCCAAAAAUAUUGGAGUUUCCACCAAGCACCAAGGCGUACCGCUCAAUACGCGUGGAAGCGAAGACGACCCCACGAGAAUGGCUGGAUUAUCUACGGAAGCUCCCGAAGUGAUUGGUGGUCUUAUCGAGCUAGGCAAAGAAAGCAUGCAAUGUUUAGUGGCACAGAGGUAGGUGUGAAAGCUGAAAGAGGUGAUGCAGGGGAGGAGGUGGAUAGGGAGAGUGUGGAGGCGGACGGAGAUGCUUCUGAAGCCGGGUAUGGUGGUGUGACUAGCGUCUAUAUUGGGUUCAUCAUCGGGUCUUGCGCACGUGGCUAUUGCGAUUGUACCAAGGCCGUAACUUGUAUAAUAGCCCCCUGCUAUAAUUUGUCUGCUACAAAGCGACAAUAGCAUGGUGCUAUAGAUGGGCUGUAGCCUGCUAUAGAAGGACUAAAGCCUCCGAUAGAGGGGCUAUAGCUAUAGCCUGCUAUAGUUAUCAUAUAGCCUGCAAGGUGUGGGGCUUUAGAUGCUGUCAUGUGGCAAUCGCAUCGAUACCGAGGCCAUAACUUCUAUAGCCCCCCCUGCUAUUUGCCUGUUGAAGAUGGACAAUAGCACGCUGUAGAUGGGCUAUAACCUGCUAUAGAAUGGCUAUAGCCUUGGACAGAGGGGCUAUGCCGCUAUAGCCUGCUAUAGCUAUCAUAUAGCCUGCUAAGGGUGGACUUCAGAUGCUCUGUCAUGUCGCCAGCAUUUCGUUCAUUCGAUCUUCUUCUUUUCAUUUCAGUGUGUCCCAUAGAUGGGCUAUUAAUUAGCCCUUCUAUUUAUAGGCUCACCGUCUUCACCCGAAUAAAACGCCUGGUCAUUAUCACUGCAUCUGGCCCGGAAGUUGGCCCGCAUACAGCUAUAAUGACUGUGCAUUCUAUUCGGGUGAAGACAGUAGAGCCUGCUGUGGGCCAGAUGUAAAUGCUCUCAUGUGACAUCACCGGCAAUGCAUUUCACCAAAUUCACCUACAUUAUCCUUUUUUGUGCACAGACAGGACUGCAAGUGCAACUCUAAAAUUCUUUUUUUUAUCCUCCCCCCCCCCCAGAAAGAUGCUCCUUUUCUAGUGGUGGGGAGCUGCACCUGCGCAUUUCUAUAAUUCUACGUCUAUUAACCGUGCGCUCUGUCUUUAGACUUCCGCAUUAGCAAAAGUGGCUAUAGCAGGCGUCAGGCCCAGUUAGUCAGACAGCUGGGCUAUUAGCCCCAACUGCUAUGCGUUUAACGUCCUCCACCCCCCCCCUCCAGAGAACGAAUUUCACUGGGCUAUAGCUUAUUCAUCCUAUGGCAGACUUGAGGCCCAACUACCGUCUUCACCCGAAUAGAACGCCCUGUAAUUAUCGCCGUAUCUGGGCUGAAAGUUGUUUCCAAAUACAGCUAUAAUGACCAGCCGUCCGUCCAAAUGCCCAACUGUUAUUUAUCGUUGAUAACACCUUCAAUCGUCGCUUGUCUAUGAUGCGCUACAGUGGAGUUGGAUUUUAGCCCACUCACUGUGGCCCUCGACUCUUCCAUUGGGACUGUAACCCACUCAACUGUGGCUGAAUCAUAGACCAGAAAUAGCCUGCUGGAGUUGCAAACGGGCUAUACCCCCCCUCACUGUGGGGCCAAAAUGGCCCAAAUCAUAGAUCAUUGGAAACAGCCUGGGCCACGUGCAAGCGGGCUGUAGCCCGCUCUUUGUGGCCAAAUCAGGCUCUGAAAAUAGCGUAUGGCUAUAGCAUGAAUGAGCUAUAGCCGGAUGAGAUUCAAUCGGGCUAUAGCGUGAAUGAGCUAUAGCCGGAUGGGAUCCUUUGGCCCGCUCAUGGUUGCCAAUUUCGUAAAUCGGUUGGAAUAGCCUUCGCUGCAGCGGCAUUGCAUAGCUGGAGGAUUGAUGUGCAAAUAGACACACCGUGAUGCAGGUGUCUAGCUGGCUGACAGCUGUGUUCUCUAACUUACAGAUAUGUUCUCUCAAAUGAUGCUAGCCCGCUAGGAGGAGGGAGGUGGUUCUUUGUGGUCCUUUGUCUGUUCCCGUUCCUCCCGUUUCCGAAAUCGAUGUUGCUUGCCGUCGACUUGAGUGAAGCUCAGUGAGUGGCUAUAGUCUAACUAUCAGCGGUGACCAAUUUAGACUAUACGAAUAGCUGUGCAUGCCACACACUCUCUCCUGCACAUUCAGAAUCGUCUAUAGUAGUAGACUAUAGCCCCCCUGUCUGAGGCUAUAGCCCUUCUAUUGCAGCAGGUUAUAGCCCUUCUAUAGCGUGCGAUUAUCGUCCACAUCGAGCGGGUGUUAAAUUUGCUAAACGAAUUGCUGUGCAUGCCACACACUCUCUCCUCCACAUUCAGAAUUGUCUAUAGUAGUAGACUAUAGCCCCUCUGUCAACCUCUGGAGCACAUUCAGAAUCGUCUAUAGUAGUAGACUGUAGCCCCCCUGUCAACCUCUGGAGCACAGUCUGCAUUGACCAGGUCAACCUACCGUCUUCACCCGAAUAGAACGCCCGGUCAUUAUAGCUGUAUUUGGCACAACUUUCAGCCCGGAUACGGCGAUAAUUACCGGGCGUUCUAUUUGGGUGAAGACGGUAGCUGAACACAGUGCAGAGUCGUGAGUUAACUCAUGACAAACCAGAGUUAAUGCAUGUUAACUCAGUCUCACUAAGGUGAAUUGAAGAUGAAGUGAGGCUGACUGAUGAUGAUGUUUACUGAGUGUGACUAAGGUCAGUUUGAGUUGACUUCUGAGUAACAUGGUAAACCUCUGGAGCACAGUCUGCGUUGACCGUGUUGGCCUACCUGAACGAACACACUGCAGAGCACCGUCGUGAGUUAACUCGUGUCGUUGACGCGAGUUCAUGCGUGUUGAAGUCGGUCCACCUCAGUCUAAGUAAGGUUAAUGGAAGAUAAAUUGAGGCAAUAACAGAUGGUAAGUGAGUUGGACUGAGAUCAGUUGGAGUUGACUCUGACUAACAAGGUCAACGUCUGGGGUCCUUGCUGUUAAGGCCCCUUGUGUAAAGGGGUCGUGUUGGUGCUGAAUGCCAGGCAUUUUCAUCUUAUUAACCCUGUCUCUCUCUAUUCUCUCCCCAGCCGCUAGCUCGAUGUUUAAGUGCGUUUCCCUCUGCCGUCGUUACGCAUUCAAAGUCUGGCCUCGGCGGAAACGCCUCUCCCCUUCUCCGUGAACUGUGUGCACCCACCCUCUGCCACUAGUUCAUUCCGGGACUCCUGUAUAGUUACCGCAGUGAAAAAAAAUAUCUCUGUAGGUGUCGUGUAUGCGACCCGUUGGCUGCAGCUGUAGUGUAUGCGGGCCCGUUGGCUCGGGUUUGAACUGUAAGUACUACCGGCAGUUAAUUCCGGGGUUCCGUAAAGUUUACCGCAGUGAAAAAAUUGUCUGUGUAGCUGGAGUGUAUGUGACCCAUUGGCUCUGGUUUUAACUGUGAGUACUACGGGCAGUCAAUUCCGGGCUUCUGAAAAGUUACUGCAGUGAAAGCAUUGUCUGUGUAUCUCUGGUUUUAACUGCUAAGUACUACCAACAGUUAAUUCCGGGGUUCUGUAAAGUUUACCGCAGUGAAAAUUUUGUCUGUGUAGCUGGAGUGUAUGUGACCCAUUGGCUCUGGUUUUAACUGUGAGUACUACUGGCAGUCAAUUCCGGGCUUCUGAAAAGUUACCACAGUGAAACAUUGUCUGUGUAUCUCUGGUUUUAACAGUAAGUACUACCAACAGUUAAUUCCGGGGUUCUGUAAAGUUUACCUCAGUGAAAAAAUUGUCUGUGUAGCUGGAGUGUAUGUGACCCAUUGGCUCUGGUUUUAACUGUGAGUACUACCGGCAGUCAAUUCCGGGGUUCUGUAAAGUUACCACAGUGAAAACAUUGUCUGUGUAUCUCUGGUUUUAACUGUUAAGUACUACCAACAGUUAAUUCCGGGGUUCUGUAAAGUUACCGCAGUGAAAACAUUGUCCGUGUAUCUCUGGUUUUAACUGUGGGUACUACCGGCAGUUAAUUCCGGGGCUCUGUAAAGUUACCGCAGUCAGAAAAUUAUCUCUAUUGCUGUAUAGUGUAUUCAACCCGUUGGCUCCAGUUUUAACUGUGAGUACCACCAGCAGUUCAUUCCGGGGCUCCUGUAAAGUUACCGUAGUCACAAAAUUAACCAUGAUUAGUCUGCAUUGACUCUGCAAUGUGAUUGACUGACCGGGACUGACAAUAAGGGCAACAACAUAUUCAAGGUGAGCGCAGGGGUCGUAUGGGUAGAUUAGGAAGGGACGGGGAGGGGGGGUCCUGUUAGGGUUAUUUCAAUUUAUUUGUGAACGACUGCGACCCCCCCCCCCAUAAUCCUGGAUGAAUGACACGCACUCUCUGCCUGCUUGGGUACUUGUUAUUGUUAAUUACUCUUAUACCCCUCUGUUUGUAGCUUCUAAUUACUAUUGGAUUACUAAAUCGCCAGCAUGACCCUCAGUUUGUGUAUACUCCUUGCUAAUCUGGUCUGCUGCCAUUCCGGAUUCCCCUCCUUUAUACUGUCUGUGUUUUGCUUAACGACCGACCGACCGAUUGAGUCGAGUCGAGUCGUCGUCGACUCGUUGAGUUGCCGUCUGGCAAUGAACGACUCAUGGCAAGUAUCAGUUGUGCCUCAUGCAACCUUUCUGUAAAUCAACCCUUUCUUCUCAAAGCUCCCUACUAGCUUGUCAGGCUGGCUGCACGGUGAUCCCCCGAUGAACGUGGCUGACCUGCAGUCUGUCAGUCGUUAACCUGGGGCUCCAGUUCCACCCAUCGGUGCUUCCAUCUCACGUAUUGCUAAAAUAUUAUCGAUGCACUUAGAAUCUUCAGAGGAGAUGGUGUGCAGAGACCUGCACAGAGCUAGCAAGCGGGCGAGAGAGAGAGAGAGAGAGAGAGAGAGAGAGAGAGAGAGAGGAGCAGUGUGAGGGGGGAUCCCGCAGCGAGUGUGUGUAUGUUUGAGAGUUUGUGAGAGGGAGGCAGACAGACAGACAGACAGACAGACAGACAGACAGAGAGAGUAUUGUUGCUAAACGGCUUGAAACAAACAGUCUCUCUCUCUCAGAGUUGUUGUUGUGUGCAACUGGGGGGGGGGGGUGUUGUUAAUAGACAUGGAGUGGCAAGUGGGGACGUCGAUGCCUGUGCGAUCUAUAUAUUGUGGUUUGAUCUACUCUCCGGGGCCAAGGCACCAGCGUCCACGUGUUGGUCAUAUCAUAUGUCCCAGGCGAGAUCCAGUCGACGCAUUCCGGCCCAUAUUCUUGGGCACGCAUUCGAGAUGGGAUGAAGUGUGGUUUUCAGCCACACAUUUUUAGGUGGCGUCGGACUCAGACUAUGUCCAGGCUGGGCAUCCCCAAGUGGCUACACCGACAAGGGGCACGCUGCCGUAGCAGAACGGCGGUUGGGGUUUUUACCGUAUCCUGGCCAUGCAUUGACUGACAGCGAUCAGGUCUGGGCCAAGGAUCAGCCUACGUGGUCCACAUUCCGGGCCAUGCAUCAGUCAACUUGGACCACGUUCACUUAUUGCAUCAGUCAGUCAACUUGGACCAGGUUCACUCCUUGCAACAUUCCACCUGAACCUGGCGGCACGUAUUAGUACCCCAAGCCUGACCAGGUCGAUUUACGAUGUACGACAGCAGUCAACUUGGACCAGGUUCUCAUCGGUGGACCAGUUGAAGUUAUUGAAUCAGUCAACUUUGACCAGGCCCACUUAUUGCAUUCAGUCAGCUUGGACCAGGUCCAGUUAUUGGCAUCAUUCGACAUGGAGUCCUGGACCAGGUGCACUUAUUCGUAUGUCAAGCUGGAACAGGUCCACUUACGGAAUCGGUCAACUUGGACCUGGUCUCGUCAGUGGAUCGAUCCAAAGGGGCGGCACAUCCAAGUCACUCGCUAUUAUCAUCUUGACUGCGGUGGAUCUAUGGUGAAUACACUGAAGAGCUCGUGGCUAUAGCGAAUAGCCAAUUGGUACAUUAAAGAGCUCGUGGCUAUAGCGAAUAGCCAAUUGGUACAUUGAAGAGCUCGUGGCUAUAGCGAAUAGCCAAUUGGUACAUUGAAGAGCUCGUGGCUAUAGCGAAUAGCCACUGGGCUCGUGUGCAGAUCAACAUGUUGUGUUGAUUAGUCAGCAACUAUGUACUAUUGUGAGUUCACUCGGUAACUGCCUAGUAUAUAGUCCAAAGUCCAAAGUCAAAAGUCAAAAGUCCGAAGUCAAAAGUCAAAAGUCAAAAGUCAAUUUGCUAGUCAAUGACUGCCAGUUAACUGUUUUACUGAGGUAACUGUUUAUAUGCUCAGUAACUGUCAGUUAACUGGAUGCUAUUGUGAGUUUGUUUAUAUCGUCAAAGUACAUUCAUUGUGAGUUCGCUACUUGGAAACGAUGAAUAGUACCCAGUUAACCGUGUAUAUACUAUAUAGUAUAUACAGUCCAUCCAGUAAUAAAUAGUAACUAGUUGACUCAGUAACUUAGAAAAUAUAAUUCAGUUGACGAGGCAGUUACUAUGCAUUAUUGUCAAGCAUGUAUACAUUGUAUAGCCAUGGACGAUGUAUAGUCGUGUAUAGUCAGUUACCAGCGUAGUCAUGUAGUCAAUUCAAUAUUCGCAGUCAUUUCUCAUCAAUAUUAAUCAUGUUUCAUCGUGUAUAGUCAUGCAUAGUCAUAUUAUAUAAUAUAAUCUUUUAUCGAGUCGUGUAUAGACUGUGUAUAGUCAGUAAGCGAGUUAGUCAUAUGGUCAGUUACCAAUGUAUAGUCAUCUAUGAUCGACUAUGUGUAUCGUCCAUUCAAGUAUGUAUUCAUAAUGUUUGAUGAUGUCUUAUCGGCAGUUAGCUAUGUAUAGUCACAUCACUAUUCAUCAUGUAUAGCCAUGUAGAGUCAUGUAGAGUCAUGUAUAGACUGUGUAUUGUCAGUAAGCGAGUUAGUCGUAUGGUACGUUACCAUAUAGUCACAUGUUGUCUAUAUCUUGCAUUAAGUACUACAGACUAGUAUCGACUCGAUCGAGUAUGUAUAGUCUGCGACUCUGCAUAGUCCUGGUUUCCAGUGACCUAUGUGUGGCAGUCCGACAUGAAGUCGGCGGUUCAAAUUAUGUCAUAAAUUAUGUCAAUCAAGCCGGCUCGUAACAAGGGGUUGUGAUACCCAUUGAUCUGCUCAUCAUCGUGCCAAAUCGCCAUUGAUCUGCGAAUCACGCUUAUGGCGGUGAUCGCCGAUCGGACACAUUUUAAGCUAAUCCAGUAAGUGCUCUUCACAUUUCAUGGAGGAGGGGGGGGGGGGGGGGGGAGGAGGAAGGGAGGAAGUCCGGCAUUCAACAGGGUCCUUUUUCCCAAUAAAUUGUCCUUGUUGCCUCUGCUCAUGUCAUGUAACAGCUGCCAGGUGAUGAUUGGGCAGCAGAUUGAAACUUUGAACUUUCACUUCUGUCUUCAACUAUUCUCUGCUUGAAGCAUCCUCAAGGCUUGAUCAUUGCAUAUUAUCAAGCCUUUGUGUUUGUGUUUGUGUUUGUGUUUGUGUUGUGGUUAUCAUUGAUUUGGCCUCUGGUCAGUAAUUUGAAUUAUCAUUUCAGUUAAUCAAUCAGACAUUUGAAU
This is a messenger RNA of Chara braunii, 9119 nucleotides long. Lineage: Eukaryota; Viridiplantae; Streptophyta; Charophyceae; Charales; Characeae. The record is from the annotation of a GenBank genome assembly.